This is a messenger RNA of Cuscuta europaea, 1648 nucleotides long. Lineage: Eukaryota; Viridiplantae; Streptophyta; Magnoliopsida; Solanales; Convolvulaceae. The record is from the annotation of a GenBank genome assembly.
UUCUAAUCAGGCCGAGAAUGAGAGGUCUCACGUCUUCAUUUGACCAGUACUACGUCGUAUGGAGUAUGGGUUCGUUCUAUACUGAGACUAGACGAGACGGUUUCUGGCUUAAAAAUUACCGCAUCACAGCCUUGUCGUAUCUACAGCAUUUUUAGCUUCAAGAAUCCGUUAGAGAAAACCCUAGCUAGUUUCUCACCGGUCCAGUAGAAGAAGAGAUCGGAUUAAGAUGGCGAUGGCUGCUCUGAUUCGUGAAGGGAGGCGUUUGGGCGCCGCUCCAUUCUCUUCUACUAACACUCUCAUUGCGUACCGACCAUCUAUUGUCUCCAAUUCCGAGGAGAUAUGCUCAACAGGAGUCCGCUUUAUAUCUACACAAGUUGUGAGGAACCGGAUGAAGAGUGUUAAAAACAUUCAAAAAAUCACAAAAGCAAUGAAGAUGGUUGCAGCUUCAAAGCUUCGAGCUGUACAGGGUAGAACAGAAAAUUCACGUGGCCUUUGGCAGCCAUUUACUGCGCUUCUUGGUGACACUCCUAGUGUUGAUGUGAAGAAAAAUGUCAUCAUUACUAUUUCUUCAGACAAAGGUCUUUGUGGAGGAAUCAAUUCUACAUCUGUCAAGACAAGUCGAAAUAUUAACAAGUUAAAUUCUGGCCCUGAGAAGGAAAACAAAUAUGUAAUUCUGGGAGAGAAGGCAAAGGCUCAGCUGUUGCGUGAUUCUAAGAAAGAUAUUGAAUUGGUUAUGACUGAGUUGCAAAAGAACCCUCUCAACUAUACACAGGUUUCUGUGAUAGCUGAUGACAUCCUAAAAAACGUGGAGUUCGAUGCUCUAAGAAUUGUUUUCAACAAGUUCCAGUCAGUUGUCUCAUUCAUACCAACAAUGGCCACUGUAUUAUCACCUGAGGCUGUGGAGAGAGAGUCUGAAUCUGGGGGGAAGCUUGGGGAUUUGGAUUCUUAUGAAAUUGAAGGUGCUGAGUCCAAGUCUGAAAUCCUUCAGAAUCUCACGGAGUUCCAAUUUUCAUGUGUUCUAUUCAAUGCUGUUCUGGAGAAUGCUUGCAGUGAGCAAGGGGCAAGGAUGUCUGCGAUGGACAGCUCCAGUAGGAAUGCUGGUGAAAUGCUUGAUCGCCUCACCCUUACCUACAACAGAACCCGCCAAGCAUCCAUCACCACAGAACUGAUAGAGAUCAUAUCUGGAGCAUCAGCACUGGAAGGAUGAUUCAGUAUUUUUUCUGCUUAAUUUCUGAUGGUGAUGAAAUAAAAUACUACGAGGGCUGGUGUUGCACUUAGUUCUCCCAUAGCUUACUCCAGAUUUUUAAAUGGUGGUUAAUAAUCUUCUCGUUGUUCGUUAUAAUUUUGUGUUCUGGAUGAAAUUGUGGUUGUGAAACCUGCCACCCUCUCCCCUGAAUUGCCAGUCACUCCAUAGCGCAGAUAUCACCCUUCCCAAAAGGCCAAAAGGUGUGACCCCUUUGAGUAUAUUACAUUUAGGUGCUGGCACAUGUUCAUUGUAGUGGGAAAAUUUGUAUUUAUGCUUUGAGGUCCACUCUAAUCUUUUGCUUUAAUAACAGUCAUUUUUACCGUUUAGAUGUUAAUUUGAGCAGCGAAUUAAAUGUAGAUCCAUAUCCAUAAAAAAUGCAUAUCUGAAUAGGAUACAAUCCAA